Molecule: messenger RNA, 1335 nt
Organism: Trichogramma pretiosum
Lineage: Eukaryota; Metazoa; Arthropoda; Insecta; Hymenoptera; Trichogrammatidae
Product: TIP41-like protein
Exons: 6
Coding region: 267-1241 (324 amino acids)
Biological process (GO): TOR signaling
Cellular component (GO): cytosol
Source: RefSeq, a predicted model, not a curated record
AUGAUGCACCAUUAGCAAAGUGUUUAAUUCAGUCUCCAUUCUCGGUCGGGUUGGAAAAGAAUUUUUUUUGAUUAUGCCAAACAUUUUGAUGCUAAUACUCAAUUUGCUUUGAAUACUCGGAUGAGUUCAAUUUUGUAAAAUUAUCAAAUUCGCAAAAAGUAAACUUAUUUGCGAAAAAAGUAAAGCUAAGGUUAUAGAGGCAUACUAAAAAAAGGACUUUUGAAGUUAAUAAUAAUUCCUAUAGAAGAUAAUCCACUAGUUGAAAAAUGACUACUAUUAAAAAUCCUGGAGGUAUUGACAUUUUACGUUUACCUGUAAAUGAGGAAGAACAUGUUUAUCCACCGUGGUAUAUGAAAUAUACAAAAUCUCACAUACUUCAUUCAAAAUGCUCAGUAACUGGUCAAGAAAACCAAGGUUGUCCUGAAGAUAUUAAUCAAUGUCAAUUUUGUUCUUAUAGCCGUGCCCUGGAAAUGCCCCAUAUGCCAGACAUGGUAUUUCCAAAUAACAUUCUCUAUUUAAAACAUAAAAAUGGAGCCAAGAUAGAAUUUACAGCGCUAGAUGCUCUGAAAAGAGUUUCAAAUGGAAAAAUAAAUAUAGAAUUAGCUUGUGCUGAAGCUUGGAGAGAGUCAAGAUCAGAUAAUAAAGAAUAUUUACAAGAAAAAAUCAAACCAUUUGAUUGGACAUUUACAACUGAUUAUAUGGGUACUUAUACUGGAUUUGAAAUUAUAGAUACAGAAGAAAGAAUUAAUAUGGAAAAAUUAAAAAAAAAGGAAAAAAUACUAUUUUAUGUUGAUCUUACAUUAUUUGAAGAUGAAUUACAUGACAAUGGAAUUGCAUCCCUUUCUGUCAAAAUGAGAGUGAUGCCUGGAUCUUUUUUUAUUUUGCUACAAUAUUUUUUAAGAAUAGAUAAUGUAAUGAUAAGAUUAAAUGAUACUCGUUUGUAUCAUGAAAUGGGUAAACCAUAUAUGAUACGUGAGUACACAUCAAGGGAAGCCAAAUUUGAAGAUAUUGAGGGCAAUAUUUCAAAGUAUGUGCCACCAAGUGAAAUAGCUCCUCAUCUACCUAUAGUUAAAAGUUAUUAUCAUCAACUUAAUGUAUCUCAGCCAGAAAAAAUACCAGAUGCUUCAACUUCUACAGCAGAAAACUUAAUUAAUUCUUCUCAACAAAGUGCAAGACUGGAGAAUAAUACUACUUCAAUAGAAAUUACCAAAUCUGCUGUUGAUACUCCAAAAAAAGAUUAGUGUACUUUUUUAAUAGAAAUCAAUUUGUUAAUGAAUACAACUGAAAAAUGUAAAUUUGAGUUUUAAAAUAUUAAUUAUUUAAUAUAAAAAUCGA